AUGGCUCAAAGUAUUCUCCAGAAGCAAAUUAACCUUACGCAGACAUCGUCGCACUCUUACACAAUCUCAUCUCAUCGGGAUUGGAGUGUGGGACCAGCUCUUCACGGCGGUUCCGUGGCUGCCACAAUUCAUCAUGCAGCCUCUACUCAUCUUCGCACCACAUUGGCAGCACAAAACCAACCCGACAUUCUGACGCUGCAUUUUCAAUUUCUCAGAACAUGUGUGCUCCAGGACAGCGUGAUCGAUAUCACGGAUCUGAGACUCGGCGCUGGCACCAGCGAUAUCCAAUUACAUCUCUCGCAAGACGGCCAGGUCAAAGUCAUUGCUCUGGCCACGGCCGUCAACUUUGACAAUGUCAGCGGCCCCUCGGCGCCGACGGCGUGGAAACUGACACCACCGCCCGAGCCCGUGGAUUUUGACAAGAUCCAGACACAAGAGCCCGAUGAGGAUUGGGUAUCGACCAUUGUCGACGGCGAACUUAUACCGGUCACCAAACGCAUACUGUGCCUCAACCCACGCAAAGGCUUUCCUAUUGACGGCGUCUGCGACGCGUGGACCUCGUUUCUCGGCAACGAGCGGAUGGACGCGACGUAUCUGACCCUCAUGGCCGAUAUCAUCCCGUCUCUGCCAGACACGCUGCUCCGCAACGGCGGAAUAUACGAUGCCCGGGCCAACUUUGCGCAGAUUGAAGCGGCAGAAAAGAAAAACCCCGGCGCCCCGGUGGUGCUGACGAACAGUCUCAAACAAGCCGCGCAGGCUACCGUCUUCAACCACACGGUCACCCUGGAUAUCGAAUUCAAGCGCAGACUUCCCAAAGAGGGUAUCCAAUGGAUCUUCACGAGGGCCGAGAUGCGCAUGCUGCAAGCGGGCAGGGGUGAUCUUGAUGUGACGAUAUGUGAUGAGAACUUGGAUAUACUUUUGCUAGCACGUCAGGUUAUUCUCGUACUGGAUGCAAAGAGAAAAUUCAGAGAAAAUAAGUCAAAGGCAAAGUCAUCACUUUGA
Molecule: messenger RNA, 1002 nt
Organism: Pestalotiopsis fici W106-1
Lineage: Eukaryota; Fungi; Ascomycota; Sordariomycetes; Amphisphaeriales; Sporocadaceae
Exons: 2
Coding region: 1-1002 (333 amino acids)
Source: RefSeq, a predicted model, not a curated record